AUCACCGGUGCGCUGUGUCCCUCGGACACAGCGGAUCACGGAAAGAGCCGAAGAUGUUGGCUCGGUCAUGUGAUCAGCUGUGUCCAAUCACAGCUGAUCACAUGGGACAUGUACACUGAUCAUCAGGGCACUGAUGAUCAGUGUGCCCUGAUGAUCAGUGUGGCCCCAGAAGUGCCACCUGUCAGUACUCAUCAGUGCCACGUGCCAGUGCCGCGUAUCAGUGCCACAUAUCAAUGCCACAUAUCAGUGCCCAUCUGAGCUUCCUUUCAAUGUCACCCAUCAGUGCCGCCUAUCAGUGCCCAUCUGAGCUUCCUUUCAAUAUCGCCUAUCAGUGCCGCCUAUCAGUGCCGCCUAUCAGUGCACAUCAAUGCCACAUAUCAGUGCCCAUCUGAG
Staurois parvus is the source of this 393-nucleotide messenger RNA. The record is from the annotation of a GenBank genome assembly. Lineage: Eukaryota; Metazoa; Chordata; Amphibia; Anura; Ranidae.